UGCACGUUGCCUUCCAGCGCCUCAGUGUCAGUGCGUGUUGGCACGGUGCAGGAAAAGCAAAGCGCGAGCGAUUUAAGGAGCGCUCGGCACAAACAAAACAAAGUGGAAUUCGUCCCGGCCCGCUUUCAGUCUUCUCGUCAGAUCACCGCGCGGUGCAGGGACCGAACCUGUAAGUAGAAGGCUGCGUGCGUGCGAGUCGCAAGACAGCCGCUGCAUGCCGUGCCGUCCCAUGAAAAGUCCUCUGAACAUCAGAUGGAAGUUGCAGACUUUGAGCACCUCCGCAUGCACGGUGGGGACUUUCGGGCGCACCUUGACGCGCAGCCCGUGCAUGCGAUGAUUUGACUGUUCCAAAGUUCCAUCCCGCAAACCACGCCGAGCGGGACUUCGGCGAAGAAGGAUAUCUAUCUGCGAAGGACUGGGUGCGUGCGAAUCGGGGUGCCGAGGUGAAGCAAGGACAAGGCGGGCUGCCGGCUUCGGGUUUCAGCCACCGGGGGGCUCCUAGUAUUAAAGUGUGCAUUUGACCCGGGAUAAGUUGUCAACAAGAAGAGCGAGCAGACGCGAACUGGCAGGUGGACAAGUUCAUUUACAUGCAGACGUAUAUUGGGGCCGCUAUAUUUAGAAGUUGGACGAAGGACGAACAGCCUCAAGAAGUUUCUCUCGCAAGACCACCCCCCUCCCCCUCGUCGGCGGGCCCGCUGCAGGAGCAGCUCGGCGCAGCACCCCGAGCGUGUGCACACCCCCGACCGAGCUCGCUAGCCUCCCCUGCGGGCUAUAUAUAGGCCGCCCAAACGCCGCCAGCCCGCUCCGGCGUCUUAAUUUAUCGUGUAGCCAGCCAAUCUGCAUCCGAGAGGGCUGCCCAGCGUGGCUUUGGCUGUGAGGGCGGGUGCCGUCGCAUGGACUGACAUGGCCACCGAUCUCGCCAUGAGCGCAGAGCUGCCCAACAGCCCGCUGGCCAUCGAGUACGUCAAUGACUUUGACUUGAUGAAGUUCGAGGUGAAGAAGGAGCCCCCGGAAGCAGAGCGCUACUGCCACCGCCUGCCGUCGGGCUCGCUCUCCUCCACGCCUAUCAGCACGCCCUGCUCGUCAGUGCCUUCCUCGCCCAGCUUCUGCGCCCCGAGUCCCGGCGUGCAGCCCAACCAGAGCCUCUCCAGCGGGACAGCCAGCACCGGCACCGGCGGCGGCAGCAACAGCAGCGGGGGCGGCGGCAAUAAUCACAGCAACGCGGGCAAGCCUCAACUGGAGGACCUGUACUGGAUCCCUAGCUACCAGCACCACAUCAAUCCCGAGGCGCUCAACUUGACCCCGGAGGACGCGGUGGAGGCUCUCAUCGGUAACGCACACCACCACCACCACCAUCACCAGGCUUACGAGGGCUUCCGCGCCCAACAGUACGCCGGGGAAGACCUGUCGGCGGCCUCGGCGGCACACCAUCACCACCACCACCAAGCCCACCACCACCACCAUCACCACCACGUGCGCCUGGAGGAGCGCUUCUCCGACGAGCAGCUGGUCAGCAUGACCGUGCGUGAGCUCAACCGGCAACUGCGCGGUUUCAGCAAGGAGGAGGUGAUCCGCCUCAAGCAGAAGAGGCGCACGCUGAAGAACCGCGGCUAUGCGCAGUCGUGCCGCUUCAAGCGCGUGCAGCAGCGGCACAUGCUGGAGACGGAGAAGUGCACGUUGCAGAACCAGGUGGAGCAGCUCAAGCAGGACGUGGCGCGCCUGGCCAAAGAGCGGGACCUUUAUAAGGAGAAGUACGAGAAGCUGGCCAGCCGGACUUUCAGUGCGGCCGCUCCCGGACCCCCCAACCCCUCCGGGAAGCAGGCCGACUUCUUCAUGUUGACAAACGCCGCAAGUAGCAUUAGAUGCACUCCCGAUAAUCCCGGAGCGCAAUUUGAGUCUUAAAACUCGAGCGGAGCGUGAAGCGGGCGCGCAGAUGCGGAAAUCGCGCCCGAGCUGCUCGACAAGUCUUACUUGACAUUUUGAAAGAAAAACAAAAGCUCACUCGAGACUCAUUUCGGUCUUGCAAGUGCAUUUGCUCCCAUCGCAACCCAGCAUGCAGGACAUGUAUGGUCGCCUCACUCGUGUGUAUGGACAGCAUGCCGCUUCGACGUUCCUCCUCCUUCCUCCCUUCAUGCGUCAGGCCUGCAAGAAGCCACCGCAUCACAUAAACAACGCGAGGGCCGCAAGAACUAAAAUGCAACACAAACUGCAAAUUGCGACAAAAAUAUGGAUGCGGCUAUUUUCAAUCAAUUUUUCUAAAGACAUUUGCUGAGCCAGAUUUUAGACUGUAUUUAUUUCCAAGUGUACAUAAUUGUAGAGAAAACGGCAACGUGUUUAUUUUACAUGCGCCCUUUUUAACAAAAAGAAAAAAAAGAAGGAAAAAGAAAUUGCGUUUGUUGCUUGGAUGCGUCCUCUGUAAUGAUCAUUUUUCGAGGCAAUGCUCAUGUUUUUCUCGGUCGUAAAACGUCUGAUCCUUAAAAUAUUUAUUUUAAUUUCCGAAGGUAUAUUUGUGUGAUGAAAUUCGCUGCUAAAACUAUGCAUCAAUCAACUGACGAUUCAAAUGAUUUUUAUUUUUUUGCAAACGAUAAAAAGUGCAGCCUGGUUGCAUUCAUAAGAUGUCCCAUCGGCUCAUCGGAGGACGCUUGAAACGCCUUUUUUCUUUUUUGACAGCUUGGACUUUGACUCGCGUCGGAGUAAGCCAACAAAUUGUCUUUCAAGUGUGCAAUAUUGUGCAGCGCAGGCUUGAUGUUGCAAAAUGGAGCGAAAUAUCCAAAAGGAAAGCCCCAAAUCAACUGAGGUUAUUUUAGAAUUCACAUUUUCCAGAUGAAUUUAAAUUAGUCCUUUCUAAAUUUAUUAGUGAAACAAAACAUUUGGAAGUUGCGCGUGCACUUGCACUGCUGUUGAUGUAUAUCUGUAAAUAGUUUCUAUAUUUAUUCAAUAAACGUGUCCUAUCCUGUCGAGAAGUGAAAAGGCAACAACGUUGUUGGGAAUCUUGUUUUCAUUAUGUUUAAUAAAAAGACGUGUUCUAAUUCUGCA
Messenger RNA from Syngnathus typhle (broad-nosed pipefish), 3036 nucleotides. It is a transcript of the gene mafaa, whose product is annotated as MAF bZIP transcription factor Aa. The record is from RefSeq and is a predicted model, not a curated record. Gene Ontology annotation, biological process: regulation of transcription by RNA polymerase II. Gene Ontology annotation, cellular component: nucleus. The transcript has 2 exons. NCBI's taxonomy places the organism in Eukaryota, Metazoa, Chordata, Actinopteri, Syngnathiformes, Syngnathidae. Bases 904 to 1902 code for a protein of 332 amino acids. Gene Ontology annotation, molecular function: DNA-binding transcription factor activity, RNA polymerase II-specific; RNA polymerase II cis-regulatory region sequence-specific DNA binding.